Pollicipes pollicipes is the source of this 1112-nucleotide messenger RNA. RefSeq names its product fibropellin-1. The record is from RefSeq and is a predicted model, not a curated record. The transcript is spliced from 4 exons. Bases 1 to 693 code for a protein of 230 amino acids. Lineage: Eukaryota; Metazoa; Arthropoda; Thecostraca; Pollicipedomorpha; Pollicipedidae.
AUGAUUGGACCAUCGUACACUGUGAGCUCGGUGGCACGAGAUGACAGGAGUUGUCGAUGUGCCGACCAGGACGAGGGCGGCGCUCCCGUCUUCUUCUGCGCCUGCCGGCCGGCCUGGGGAGGCGACUUCUGCCAAGAGGCGCGAGACCCCUGCUCGGCCGGCCUGCCCGACUGCGGCUCCAUGUUCCGCUGCCACCGGGAUGAGACGAACACCUUGGCCGGCUUCUCGUGCCGCUGCCACGAGCGGCUCGGCUGGGCUCCCCGCUCCGCGUCGGACCCGCGCUGUAUGCGUAUAACCCGCUGCUCGGAUGGCAACCCGUGCCAGAACGGCGGCGCCUGUCGCCAGGAGGAGGGCGGCUUCGUCUGCGUCUGCACCGAGCGCAGCUCAGGAGAUCUGUGUGAGCGAAGGCUGGUGGACGGCUCCGAGGACCCGGCCGCUCCGGCGUCGGCUGCGGCUGCCACUUCGGCUCCGGACUUCAGUCCAUUGAUGGUGGUGCGGUCGUUUGACCAGAUGUUGAGCCCCUACGGCAGCUGGCAGCAGCCGGCGGUACGCCCGCGCCGCUCCCACGCCCAGCACAGGAGGCAGCGGAGCCGCCACCGCCAUCGGGUCUUCCUCGAGCGUCUGCUGCGUGACGUGGAGCCACAGAUCCGGCGCACCGCCCGCGACAGCAUCGUAGAGCUGCCGCACCGGUGAUGAAACGUCGCCCUCCGUAUCCUUCAGUCGCCGCACCAAUGUCAGCACGACAGACUAGCUGCUGUGCCUUCGAAGAAAGGACGUCUCCAGCGCCAUCCACCUCACUGUGUGGGCUACGGCGCAGACAGGCGUGGGUGCCAUCAGCAAGGCCAGUGAUCGAGGCCAUGUCACCAUUGGACAGGUCUCCGGUCUGGGAUUACGGUAGUGCUGACUUACUGACGUCAACGAACUGCUGGCCUGGGGUAAGAACAUGAAGGGCAGGUGUCCCUGUCGAAACCCCUGUCGAACUUGUACAGCCAGCUGGCGAUUGCAGAUUUCACCCAUUUUAGUGAUUGACUUCGCCUUGCCAACUUUAUGUGAUGCCCUGUCACGAAAAUGUCGUUAUUGAACAAGUUCAGUGGCCCGAAUACAAAUCGAAA